UCUUCCCCACGAUGACAACCUCGUCUCGAUCGUCUCAUCAUCCCUCCUGCAUGACGCGCCGCCUUCUGACACCAUGCAACAAGCGAGCCCUCGCGCGGCUCUUCCGCAUCCCGGCCUCCGCCGCCCUCUCUAUCAGGGCCUUCCGGUUCCGCAAUCUCCGCAAGUCCACCGCCAAGAUAAGCCCCCGCCACCGGCGCCGUGCCGGCCGAGGCUUCCGGUCGGUCCGCGCGGUGUUCUGGCCGUUAAUCCCUCCGUCUUCCACGCCGGCAACCUCGACAGAGAGCCAUACCACACGCAGGGUAGUUGCUGCGGCGGUACCAGAGGUGCCGGUGCCGUCGCCAGAGACGCCUGCGUAUGUGAAGAUGGUGGCGCGGCUGCGGUCGAGGACGACCGCGCGAAUUGGAGAGGAGAAAGAGGAGGCAUGCCGGAGUUUUGAGAGCUGCCUGAUGGAGAUUUUGACGGAGGAAGACAAAGCGCGGGACCUGCAGGACGUGGAGGAACUCCUACCGUGCUGGGAACGGCUCAAGUCGCCGGUGUUCGUUGAUCUGGUCUGCCGGUUCUACGGCGAUCUGUGCAAGGACUCGUUCUCCUCCGCCGCUUGGGGUGAGGACGGCGGAAACACUGACCGGGACGUGGGACCAGUUUCCAUGUCGGCUGCUUUACUAGUGUAA
Molecule: messenger RNA, 671 nt
Organism: Triticum dicoccoides
Lineage: Eukaryota; Viridiplantae; Streptophyta; Magnoliopsida; Poales; Poaceae
Product: transcription repressor OFP17-like
Exons: 1
Coding region: 12-671 (219 amino acids)
Biological process (GO): negative regulation of DNA-templated transcription
Source: RefSeq, a predicted model, not a curated record